This is a messenger RNA of Penicillium antarcticum, 366 nucleotides long. RefSeq lists its product as uncharacterized. Bases 1 to 366 code for a protein of 121 amino acids. The transcript has a single exon. Lineage: Eukaryota; Fungi; Ascomycota; Eurotiomycetes; Eurotiales; Aspergillaceae. The record is from RefSeq and is a predicted model, not a curated record.
AUGGCCCACGCCGCACGCAAAAGGAUGCACCAGAGCGCUGACGAUGUUUCAGAGGCAACACCUUUGCUAGAAAGGUCGGCGAGAAAGACGGAGGAGGGUCGUAAUCAGCGUUCUGAAGGCAGAACGAGCACCAGACGACUCCGGACUCAGCCAUCAUUGGAGAAGAAAACCACUCUCCGACUACGACUCCGACAGGAGUACUUUGAUCCUGGGCCCGUAGAGCCUUGGUGGACGUCUCUUUCAACGCCCAAUCCAGAUGGCGAGGGGCGAGGACACAAGCAGCUAAAGGAGAACGCCGACAGAGAACAAGCUCGACUCGGCUGGAUGCAGCGACUGCGCCCUAAACCUCAUCGACGACUCUCUUAG